Molecule: messenger RNA, 1604 nt
Organism: Zootermopsis nevadensis
Lineage: Eukaryota; Metazoa; Arthropoda; Insecta; Blattodea; Termopsidae
Cellular component (GO): extracellular matrix
Source: RefSeq, a predicted model, not a curated record
AACAGCGAGUUCCCGUACUGACGAGUACGUGUGCAGUGUUGUGCCUAGCUGCAGGGGUGAGACAGGGCAGUGCUACAGUUUGCGCUGCGCGCUGCAGUUCUGGUUUAUGACAAAUUCGUAGCAUGCAGAACGGACUUCUGGUGAUCGGGGUGGCCGUCGUAUUCACUGUGGCUGCGACCAGCGCUGACCCCAAGUUACACUCUAGCUAUAACUACGUCACUGCCCCGGAGACACCCGAGAAUUACAACGAAGUGCAAUACCAUUAUCGGUACGCUGUUGACGACCCCCUGUCCGGAGUCAUCAAUGACCGCUGGGAGCACAGGCACGGGGAGUAUGUGAAAGGAGCUUACAGUGUUCUGGGCCCAGACGGACGAGUGCGCACUGUGGACUACGAGGUGGACGGACCAAAAGGCUUCCACGCCGUCAUACGGACUCAAUUCCCCAGUAACAGUCUUCUGAGCUACAUCCAACUACAGAAGUCGUUGAAACAGCACAAAGACCCUCCUGUAAACAUUCUUACCAACCAACGGAUACCGACAGAUAAUCCAGAGUUCAACAGCCAGAGAACAGCACGGUUGCUACAUAAGGACCUGCCAGUCAAUUUCCACUCCAUCAGUCCGAACUACUAUUUGUCUUUGAUACCGGGUAAACGAACAAACUAUGGGUCAUCCCACAAGAAUCCUGUGACAGACGUUUUCAUUGCCGCAUCUCCAGACCAAGAGUAUGAUCAUGAACACCGUUCCACGUCGACACCGAACACUGAAGACAGAUACGCAGACCCUCGGACGGAUUCCGGACAACCAAGCCAACUUUUCCUGCCGCCACCCCUACCAACCAGUCUAUACGCAGAAGCCACUUCUUCCACGCAGUUUACAAGGACUUAUUUCGGUGGCUAGCACUGUCACGCGCGUAUUGAUAAAAAGUGUAUAGUUUCAUACGUGCGGAUACUUCAUUGCCCAUAAAAGUUACCGUUAUCAACGAUGGUGUUUUUGCCUGUGGUGUACAGCAUAAUAGAUAAACCAAUUGGAAUUCACGACACAGUUCAAGACGGGUUUCAUAUUCUGUACACAAAAAGUUGCGACCACGUGGUUAAUUUUAUCUUUCCAUUUAUCAGAUAAAUUUAUGAGGCAAUAAACUGUUUAUGUACACAUAUUACAGACAUUUUCAUUCUUUACAAUUUUGUGACGAGAGUGGCAUUCUGUUAAAGUGUCAUUUAAGAGAGACAUAAACCUAUAAUGAACGUAUACUUUGUAUAUUAUGUAUACCUUUUACCUUCGGAAAAUUGCCUAUAAUUUUUACAUAAAUUUGUGUCGGUAUUUACUUAAUAUUCAUACGUGUUGUUCAUCAGGUAGUACUAAUUGUACAAAUUUAAAUACCCCAACGAAAGUCCAUUGGUUAUCCAGCUUUCGAGGGCGAUGUUAUCUCUGGCUGUGAACAGAACAGUGCGGUCGCAUGGCAACACACUUCCAGAAAUGUCUCGUUCUCGUGUAAAAAUAUUAUUUCAUAAAAUGUGUUUCUGAAAAAUGUUUGUCAAGGAAUUUCCUCAUGAUAUUCACUUUUCCUCGACAUAUUUCUUAUAAAAAAUUGGAUAUUUAUUGGGUCGA